AUGAAGCUCUCCGGUAUCGUAGGACUGGCAGCACUUGCCGGCAUCAUCGAAGCUUUGCCAACUGUGGGAAGCGGUUCUGCUUCCAUCGAGGCUCGUGACGCCCAAUGUUCACCUCCCGGCGAGCACAAAUGUGCAUUGAUGAUCUGGGCUACUGUCGGAAUGAAUGGCCAGGGUGCCACCGUCGUGGAUGGCAGCUGCAAGGACAUCAGGGCAAAAGCGAAGUACGACACCGGAAAGGGCAAGGGCUUCAGUGCAGAUCUUACCACGACUUACGGUCCGCACUUGUAUAUGGGUGCCGCGUAUAUUGGUGUCAAUAAUCUUGAUGCGGUAACUUACCAGUACAAGGGACAGAGUUACACAGGGAAGGACUGUAACAAGUUGUCUCCCAACCUUUUCCAGUGCAACUUUGCCUGUUAG
Molecule: messenger RNA, 417 nt
Organism: Parastagonospora nodorum SN15
Lineage: Eukaryota; Fungi; Ascomycota; Dothideomycetes; Pleosporales; Phaeosphaeriaceae
Exons: 2
Coding region: 1-417 (138 amino acids)
Source: RefSeq, a predicted model, not a curated record